Molecule: messenger RNA, 3064 nt
Organism: Mytilus californianus (California mussel)
Lineage: Eukaryota; Metazoa; Mollusca; Bivalvia; Mytilida; Mytilidae
Product: RNA-binding protein RO60-like
Exons: 6
Coding region: 496-2280 (594 amino acids)
Cellular component (GO): ribonucleoprotein complex
Molecular function (GO): RNA binding
Source: RefSeq, a predicted model, not a curated record
CUCUUUUGAUGUAGAAAGACUGCAAUACUUACAUGAUAUAUUCAAGAGACGAGCAUAGCGAACGAGUUAGGAAAUAGACUUAUCGUACUAAGAAGGGACCAAAUGAACAUCACCGUCUAACAAUACCAAUACCAUGUCUGGACCUGCUUCGCUGCAUGCAAUUGAUUAAGAGACGAGCAUAGCGAACGAGUUAGGAAAUAGACUUAUCGUACUAAGAAGGGACCAAAUGAACAUCACCGUCUAACAAUACCAAUACCAUGUCUGGACCUGCUUCGCUGCAUGCAAUUGAUUAAGGUGUUUCGUAUAUGAUAAACGCCAACUUUAAACUACGAUCGUUGAUUAUAUAUUGAUCAGUGCACGUGAUGAUGGUCAUAAUUGAACCAUGCGGAAACAAGCUACUCCUAGUUCCACUUUUUAUCACAGCUAUAGAGAAGUACAGUGAUAAACUAAAAUAAUAACAGGUCUUGACAGUUGACUUCAAGGAAACAAAACAAAAUGGACGAGAUGGAGGUAGAUUCCCAGAUACAACCGCAAGGUGAUCCUACUGACCAGUCAGAACCUCUGCCAGGAUAUUCACAAAUCCGUAAUGUGGCUGGAGGAUAUGUAUUCGAGGUUUCAGAUAUCGAUAAACUCAAAAGAUUUCUAUGUCUUGGGACUGAAUUGGGGUAUUACAAAGCUAAUUCAAUACACAGAAAGUUUUCCAGAUCAGAAGUUCAAGCAAUAGACAGAUUGAUCCAACUUGGACGAGGUCGAGAUGUCGUUAAAUGUAUCAAGGACGUAAGUGUUCUAAAUAGAGCAUGUAAACAGAACCCAACAUUGUAUGCAUUAGCGGUAUGUGCCAGAUCAAAUGACCUUAGUACAAAGCACGCUGCCUACAGUGUACUGAAUGAUGUUUGUCGUAUACCUACUCAUUUGUUUCAGUUCAUAAAAUAUUGUGAAGAAAUGAGCGGACAUGAGUCUGGUUGGGGAAGAGCACAUCGUAAAGCAAUCAGUCAGUGGUAUACUCAUUUCAGUGAAGCAAAUGGUAAUGGACAUAAAAACCCAUUGAAGCUUGCUUAUCUUGUAACCAAGUUCAGACGUCGAUUCAAAUGGAGCCACAAAGAUGUCAUACGACUAGCUCAUGUACGAUCGAGAAAUAAAGCAAUACGGAUGACUUUGCAAUACGCGCUUGGUAAAACUGUAGAAGAUGCUGAUUCUACCAUGUCUACAGAAGCUUCUGAGGUAAGGAAUUUUCUCAUGGCAGUACAUAAUGCAAAACAUUGCCACCUGGAGAAAGAUGAAGACAAGUUAUGUGAAUAUAUCGUUCUUCAUAAACUGAGCUGGGAGCAUGUUCCAAACCAGUUUCUUAAAUAUAGUGCGAAAGUUUGGAAAACCCUGUUUCGGUUGAUGCCUAUGACAGCUAUGAUUCGAAAUCUUGGCAAAAUGACGAGCUUAGACAUUCACAAAGGUAAACCAGAAGCAGACUUUUGGGUGAGCCUUGUAGAAACCAGACUUCGUGAUGAUGUGCAGUUAGCUAGUGCUCGUAUCCAUCCGUUGACACUACUGAUUGCUAUGAACCAUUACAAACAGGGCGCACAGAGAAAUCAUAAAAUAGAAUGGACUCCUAUUCACAGGAUCACAGAGGCACUGAAAAAUGCUUUCAUUAGAAAUACAAGAAUAAUACAACCAAAAGGUAGGAAGUAUUUGAUGGCUAUAUCUGUAGGGGAGAAUAUGCAAAAAAGUAUUUGUGGAUCUACGAUAACAGCUGGGGAAGCAGCAGCAGCCAUGGUGUAUUCAACCAUUCAAACAGAAGAUGUAGAAGUGAUCCUGUUCACAAACAAAAUUGAAGAAGCUUUAACCACCAAAAUUAAUCGGGGAGAAGACCUACAAUCUAUUGUGCAGAAGAUAUAUCAAAGACCACCUGAAACUGAAUCAAAGUAUACAAAGCAGGACUUGUCUGUCGCUUUUAAGUGGGCAGCAGAAGGGAGAAAGAAAUUUGAUGCAAUCAUGGUUUUCACUGAUUCAAUAACAAGUUGUGGAUUUAUCCACCCAGCAGAAGCUUUAAAACAGUACACACAGUACAUGGCAAUCCCUGACUACCGAUUUGUGGUCGUUGCUAUGACCAGCGAUAAAUACUCUGUUGCUGCUCCGGACAGUGUGCACAACCUCGACGUGGUUGGAUUUGAUACAAUGACACCAGGAAUAAUCAUGGAAUUCGUGGAAAAUUCUCAACAAAGACACAUUGAGAAUAGGGACAUUAUUUUGCAUGCUGAUGAAGACUUGUUUAUUGAUAUACAUUAAGGGGUGACGAGAAGAUUUGUCAUUUUUAUUUGCGGUCGUAUAUUGGUAUCACGUCGUCGUCAGCGUCCUCCGAAGACAUUUGGUUUCAGGACAAUAACUUUAGUAAAUGUAAAUAGAAAUCUAUGAAAUUUAAACACAAGGUUUAUAACCACAAAAGGAAGGUUGGGAUUGAUUUUGGGGGUUAUAGUCCUAACAGUUGAGGAAUUAGGGGCCAAAAAGGGGCCCAAAUAAGCAUUUUUCUAGUUUUCAGACAAUAACUUGUGGAACGGUGUAUGGAGCUCUCUGAAAUUAUACCACAAGUUUCCGUACCACAAAGGGAUGGUUAGGAUUGGCUUUGGGGGGUUAUGGCUCAAACCGUUUAGGAAUUAGGGGCAAAAAAGGGGGAAAAACAAGGGUUUCCUGGUUAAUGGACAAUUAAAAAAAGUACAAUGUUAUGUUUUGACUACCUCCCUUACACUGCUUUUAAUUUAUGUAUAAAGAAAUAUUGUAUUGUCUUGAGGUGAUUAGCUGUCAAUUUAUUUUUAUUAGUUACUUUUUAAAAAUGCUGAUUAAGGAAUAUUUAAUAUAUUAAUUUUAGCCAUGAUUAUGUAUGUCAUUUUCUAUUUUAAGACUUUUAUGAUGUAUUUAAAUGGGUAAUUAUGGUUGCAAACUCCAUUGGAAAUUUGAAUUGAGAUUAUGACCAUAUCUUGAGGGAAAGAAUUUUUUUUUUUUGGAAAAAGGGGGGGGGGCAAUUUUUUCUUCAUUUAGGGUUCAGAAUUUUUUUUUUUUUUUUUUUUUUGGGGGG